AUGUACAGUCCUGUAUGGGCCUGUACAUCCGAAUAUCGGAAGAUUGAGAAAAAAAUUUCAGCCGACGGCCACGGCCAGCCGGCGGCCCACCAGAUUCCCCAUGUGACCAGCCAGAAUCCCCAUCCGCCCACCCACAAUCGCAUCCGCCGACCCGAUAUCGCAUCAGUCACUAUAUUAGGUCUUGAAUCUUUGCAUAAGGCAACCGAUUCGAUUAGAAGAUGGAAUCAGCUAUAUGAACGAACGAGAAGUGUCAUCCGGAACCCAGCGUUUUACAAACGACAAGGCCGGCCAAUCAGGGUUACUCGAGAUGAGUCCCAAUUCAUAUUGGAUGCCUUGGAUUUAGAACCCACCCUCUACCUCGACGAGAUCCGAGCCCACAUCGAUGCCAUGACCGGAGAGCGACACCCAAUCGCAACGAUCCACAAUGAGAUCAAAUUUCGACUUCGACUCACAUGCAAAAAGGCUCGGACUGUCCACCCGGCACAGUGUGCAUUGCGUCGGGCGGCGUUUGUGAGUCAAAUUGGGUUUAUACCCUCCAACCAUUUGGUGUUCCUAGAUGAGACUGGUGUCUCGAUCAAAACUCACUCUCGCGAUCACGCUUACGCUCCGAAGGGUCGCCGAACAGUCAGGCUCCCCAGGCCUAUCACUGCCAGCCGGAUCAGUGUCCUUCCCGCGGUAUCCUUGGAUGGUUUGCUUGCGGUGAUCGCACAGGAAGGUACUAUGUACCGGCUGGAUCUUGAAUACUUCCUUGAGGAGUUCCUCUCAAAUUCUCUUAUCGAGCUCCCAAACAUGAACCCAUUUCCUGACAGAAACAGUGUUCUUGUGUUGGACAACGCAUCAUUGCACCACGGUGGUCGUGUCGCACGGCUAUGCGAGGACCGAGGGGUCUUACUUGUCUACCUGCCGCCUUAUUCUCCGGAUAUGAACCCUAUUGAGAAGGUGUUCUCGGUCCUGAAGUCCCAGCUUAAGCGUCGUCAAAUUCUCACUGGAACGGUCAAGGACAUCGAUAUCAUCAAAGAUGUGCUACCUGAGAUAGUUACCCCAGAGCUGAUGGCCAGCUUAUUCCGCGGGUCAAACUAUGCUGCCUGA
Molecule: messenger RNA, 1089 nt
Organism: Puccinia graminis f. sp. tritici CRL 75-36-700-3
Lineage: Eukaryota; Fungi; Basidiomycota; Pucciniomycetes; Pucciniales; Pucciniaceae
Exons: 4
Coding region: 1-1089 (362 amino acids)
Molecular function (GO): nucleic acid binding
Source: RefSeq, a predicted model, not a curated record